CAUUCCUAGUCAGUACUUGGGGAGACGCCGGAGGGAGAGGAGGUGCGUGUUAUGGUGUGUGGCUGGUGUGAGUGUUGACCCUAAGUAGCCAAGAUGGCCAGCUCGAACAAGGAUGAUUCGCUCUCUAUGGAGCAAAGGGGUAACCAGAUCGUCCAUGUGCGUGCUGACAGUGACAGCGAGCUUCAGGCACUUUUCGAGGUAGUGCUGAAGCCCUCUAGCCAAGUGCCCUUGCAGAAGCCCUUCAAGAUGCGCAACCUGCCCGCGUCUUUCUUCACGCCCCCCGCCCACCGCCAGUCCCCCGCGCCCACCGUCACCCACUCGAGGGAAGGCUCGGCGGACUCUACCUUCGGCGGGGGCGGCCUCAGAGUGUCGGGUGCCAUGUCACCCAACACGGCCCCGCAGCACUUCCGGCACCACUCUUCGCCAGCAUCCUUGCAACAGACCUUCGCUGUGCAACAGCAGCAGCAGGUUGGCCACCUGAACAUCAACGAUGACAUGGGGAGUCUUCCUCCGGGCUGGGAGCAAGCGAGGACUCCCGAGGGGCAAAUAUAUUACCUCAACCACAUCACACAGUCCACGACAUGGGAGGACCCGCGCAAAACCCUGAUGAAGCAGAGGCAGCGGCAACAGCAGCAGGCCCAGCAGCACGCCCCUGUCUCCCAGCCCGCCCAUGUGGCCGUGUCGCAGGCAGCCGGGGGCGCUCCACCCCAGCCACCUCAGCCCGCGGCCGCCGCCCCUCAGGGGGCCCCGCCACCGAACGUGGGGACGCUGGUCAACGGGAACCUUGGGCCGCUGCCCGAGAGCUGGGAGCAGGCCGUCACCCCCGAGGGAGAGGUCUACUUCAUCAACCACGACGACAAGUCCACGUCCUGGUUUGACCCCAGGCUCCCUCGACGCCUGCAGACGCCAGCUUCGUUAAACGGCGUGCAGCCCCCACAGCACUCCCAAGCAACCUCCCAGAGUGCCAGCGGUGCAGCACCAACACAGCCAACGCAAGUGAGCCACCAGUUGCCUCCCCUUGCCUCCACCGUCAGCACUUCGGCAGCAGCACUUCUUUCCAGGCAUCAGACGCUACGGCUACAGCGCCUUCAGGUUGAGCACGAGAGACUGAGGCUUCGUCAGCAAGAGAUUAUCAAAAAAGAACAGUCAUUGCAAAUGAGUCUGCAAGAAGAAGCAAGACAGCAGCAGGUACAACCUUCACAACAACAACAGCCACAACCACCACAACAACCACAGCCACAACCACAGCCGCAGCAGCAGCAGCAGACAGCACAAACAGUAGCCCAACAGCAGUCCACACAGCAAACCUCACAACAACAGCAGCAAGGUAGUGAGCUGGUGCUGACCUCUGCUGGCCUGACUUUACCCUCGGCCCCGCAGACAGUGACUCCUGUGACCAGCGUGGUCACCACAGCUGCUGACACCUUCAUCACUACCACAGACAUCCACACGCGGCAGGAGUCAGCAGAUAGUGGACUAGGCCUGGGGACCAAUUACUCCCUCCCUCAUACUCCCGAGGAUUUCCUGGCAUCAAUGGAGGAUGUUGAGAUCACACCUGAUGUUGAGAUGAAGACCUCACCAGCGAACAAUAUCCUCGAGGCUCCUGAGUUGGAAUCCAUGGACUCUGAGGACCUUGUGCCGUCAAUACAGCUUAAUGAUGACCUGUCCACGGAUUUCUUAAACGACAUGUUGGAGCCCUCCAAAAUAGAUAAUCUCCAUACGUGGCUGUAAAUUAAGAAACAUAAUAUAUAAAAAUACGUAAAAGUAGCUCAUGCUUCAUUAGUGGUGAAAAGACUGAUGCCUGGGGACAAUUAGCAUUAAUUAAAUAUAGUCAGUUGGUUUCUUUGUUUCCUGGUGGCAUAGAAUGUACCUCUUAAAGCUGGAAUAGGCUAAAAGGUAUCUUAGUGUUGAUAGAAAGAAAAAAAAGUAUACCCCAAUUGGGCUUUUGUAUAUAAAAGGCUUGUAUGGGAAGUAAUACAAGAGAAAUGGCCAGGUUACAAAUUCCAAAAUUUAAUAUUUUCAGUACCUCACAGGUGUGUGGGUCAGUGUUGUGCAAGGAUGUUGAAGUGCUGAAAUCAUGUAGGUAGAAAAUAUUAGAAACAUGAAUGUUCAGUGAGUAAUGGUACAAUGAAAAGGCAGCCUUAAUGUAAGAGUGUGCAUGUGAAUUUGUGAUGGAUGCAGGAAGUACCAAAAAUUGGGCUGUGUUCUGCACCCCAAUUGCUCAUGAAUACCUGUGAGGGAAUAUUCGCCACAAAAAACCAGGCUGUGUGGGUUUCCCGCAUAGUUCCGACACUAUGGGGAAAGCUGCGUGUGUGUGUGUGACGAAAUCCACAGAACAGUGAUAGGGGGAAGCUUCAGAGAUAGACUGUUUUGUGAGAGUCUUAGGCAAUGAUCCCCAUUCUGUAUGUGAUGGUUCAGUGCCUCUCGACUACCAAGUUAUACUCUGUUUCAGUGGAGAGUUCUCAAUGGUGGAAACCUCCCGAAUCGUAGGUUUAAGUUCCAUUUUGUGAAUACCUUUUUGUGGAUUCAUGACGUGCAUUUAGGACUCUUUUUAAUGUACUUGGAGGUCUAUCUCAUGCCUCUGUCCUCUCCAUAUAUAUAGCAAGUGAUUCACUACCAAUCUUACCGUCCAAUUCUGCCUUGAUCAAUGGAAUAUUGCCGGAAUUACUCUUGUUACAGAAUAACUAUAUUUAUUAAUGAUAGGUGAUAUUCAUGUAAAUAGUGUAUGAGGUUAUGUUCUUCUUUAAGAAUUACUCACUAUCUUAAUAUAAUAGAUAAUAUAAAUAAAUAGUUAAAAAAAGGCAUUAAAUAUUUUUAGAUGACAGAGGCAGCUGUUUAACCAAUAGAAACAAAAAUGUUGGUCCCAAAAUGAAUGGGAAUAUGAUGAUCAUUGUUUACAAUGCACUCAGUGCUCCUUUUUAAUUUUCGAGACCAUGGAGCAGUCUGUUGUUUGCAUUUUGUUUUGUUGCUGUGUAAUAAUUAUUCUUUUUUUUGUUUCAUUGUUUUAGUUUUGUUUUUCUUUUGGCUGUUAUGCUCCUUACAUCUGUGGCUACCCUAGUUCCUGUAGUGUGAAUAUGUAAAGCAAAGGCUUGUGACCAUGUAUAGCCACAUAUGUUAUCUUUACUGGGUUGAUAUUUUAAUAUGUUGACAGAGCCAACCCUGAAAAGUAUGGAUUUGAUGGUUAUAUGUUGUGACAAACGCAAACAAACGUAUUGCUCUUAUCACUUCUCCCCUCCCAGUGAUUGAUAUGACCUUGCCUAUAGAAGUACAUGAGAUCUCUGUUGCAACACAUAUGUUGUUAAUGAAGUUAUAGACAUCUCACUAAACAUAGUAAGAUGUUAGUAGAAAUUGUGUUGCUACUGAGAAAUAAGUUUGUGCUUUGAGUCUUUUAAGAAAAAAAAGUCUUUUGAUUCUUGUUCUCUGAAAUUCAGUGCAUUGAUUGUUAUAUUCUUGAUAAGUAUUUUUGGUGCCUUAAAGAAAUAUUGUGCCUUGUGCAAAUGGCAGUAUGUGGUUGGUUAGUUGGAGCAGGAACUAAGGUGUUAGCCAGUCGAGUUUUCCAGCCUUAGUUAACCACACCGUUCAUGUACUUAAAACAAUGACCAUGGUUUAAACUAGGUCAAUCAGUCCUUAAACUAGCAUUCUUCAUAGUUCACCAAUCCCUAUUAUUAAUGUGAUGUGGGUGGUCUCUGUAUCUAUUGCGCAGGCACCUCUGCCUUGCGAUUGUGCCAGUUGUUGCUAAAGGGAUGGUCUCCCAAAUGGAAAUGGGAUAAAUUUUUGUACUGAAAAUAUACCAUGUCCUCUCUGUAUCCCCCAUAGCCCUCUGGUCACGUCAUCAGUAUUUCUAAUCCCCCACAUCCAUCCGCAGUCUGCUCAAGUGAUUUAUUGGACGUCCCAAGUGCCUUUGUCUGCAGCUGUUUAGUGGCCGUUCAGCUCCUCCCUGGGUCAUUAAACUGGUCAAAGGUCGUGACCCAGGUCGUUAGAGGUCACUUUGGCAGCUCUCAUGCCACUGAUAAGUUGUGGCAUUAGGUUAAGGUUCAUGUUAUAUGUUAAGGUUGAGUAAACACCAAGAGUUUACCACACGCUUGGUGAUUGCUCCGUUAUUAUCAUUAUUAUUUUAUUAUUACGUUUAUUGCUCCAGUAGACAU
Molecule: messenger RNA, 4145 nt
Organism: Penaeus indicus
Lineage: Eukaryota; Metazoa; Arthropoda; Malacostraca; Decapoda; Penaeidae
Gene: yki
Product: transcriptional coactivator YAP1-like
Exons: 6
Coding region: 94-1731 (545 amino acids)
Biological process (GO): positive regulation of transcription by RNA polymerase II; hippo signaling
Cellular component (GO): cytoplasm; nucleus
Molecular function (GO): transcription coactivator activity; protein binding
Source: RefSeq, a predicted model, not a curated record